ACGAUUUGUUUCACCACAGGGUUUGAACAGCAAAAUCUUUUUCGACUUCAAAAAAACAGGACGGCCUCAGAUUGUUGACCACUAUACUAUUGAAGAAAGACCUCGACCUAAACGUAGAUUGGUCAGCGGUAGACUGAUACCCACCGUUCCGUUACGACUUAACUGUUUGUUGUGGAUUGAAGAUUUGUUCAACUUACUUGAACAACGACAAUAGGAGAAGAUCAAAAGAAUCGAUAUAGUUUGUCGACAAGUAUGGCUCAUAACACCCAGUGGUAUUUAAACGACUAUGUGAUCAACGAUUACUUUGAAUUGAUCAAAAAACGUGAUCCGAGCAUUUAUUGCUUUGAUACCUUUUUUUUUGAGAAUUAUAAAAAUUUUGGAUAUUCAAGAGUGAAGAGUUGGACGAAAAAUAUUAAUAUUUUUUCGAAAAGAAAACUUUUUUUUCCAAUCAAUAUUAAAAGACGCAAUAUUCCUCCUCACUGGAUACUUGUGGUUGUCGAUAUCAAUCAUAAUCAAAUCACUGGUUAUGAUAGUCUGAAAAAAAGCAACCUAGUUGCAUAUCGGGAUGAUGUAUUAAAAUACUUAGAGGAAGAGCACCUAGGAAAGUUGGGUGAAUCUCUACCCAUAGACAACUGGGAAAAAGUACAAGGUGAAAAUCCCUAUCAAGAAAACGGAAUAGACUGUGGCGUUUAUGUCUGUAUAUUUGCAGAAUAUAUAUCAAGAGAUGUUGCGUUUAAUUUUGAUCAGGACUUUAUGGCGGGUUUUAGGAAAUUAAUGGCAUACGAACUUUGUACCAAACAACUUAUAAAUAUAUAGAUGUGGAUGAAUUGUGUAUUGAUUAGGAAAUAAAUUAUAUAAUUAAUAAUAAUUAACAAAUAAAUUUAAUUUUUGGUUAGUACCUAUUAUUUGUGAAUUAUAAAAUAUCAUUGUUAAGUAUAUAGAUUUAAUUAUAUCAGUGUAAAAAGUUGUAGAUAUAAGAUACAUAAGCU
Messenger RNA from Acyrthosiphon pisum (pea aphid), 989 nucleotides. Its product is annotated as sentrin-specific protease 1-like. Bases 253 to 816 code for a protein of 187 amino acids. Lineage: Eukaryota; Metazoa; Arthropoda; Insecta; Hemiptera; Aphididae. The record is from RefSeq and is a predicted model, not a curated record. Gene Ontology annotation, cellular component: nucleus. Gene Ontology annotation, biological process: proteolysis; protein desumoylation. The transcript has 2 exons. Gene Ontology annotation, molecular function: deSUMOylase activity.